AUGCUGGACAUGAUGGAGGGAAAGAAGCGGCUGAGCCCAUCCAAUGAUGGAAAGAUUCUCAAAGACAAGGGGGAGAGGGUCAAGCAUAAUUGUGAAGAUCUCAAGAUACUAAGUGGCCUGAGACCCCUGGAAAAAGCGAAAGAAGGCAAUUUCUUCAAGGAAGAUCCUCGAAAGAAUCCGUGGAUGAGAGUGCGCCUUGCUGGACACGAAGACCUUCCUUUCUGUGAUGCUGCUGAGAAGUACCAAAAAGAAUAUUAUCCGGAAGCAGAGGAAAGAGCUUAUUCGUUCCCUGCUGGAUAUGUCCUCAAAGGCAAAAUACAGGAGGAACUGUUCCAUGAAUUGGAGACAUCUGAGCCAGCCAAUGAAGCUAAUGAAGAAAUAAAAAUUAAAAGUGACUUCACUGCCGAAGCUGAGGUUUUUGACUGCUUGAAGGAGGAAUUGGCCCAUACACCCAGUUUCAUUACAUGCGGGUAUGAUUUCAACUCCACGUUCUACAAAGCAAUGGGAAUCGCGGGUAAAUGGACUAAAAAAGGAGAGGAACGUUGGAAGAGAAAGGGAUUUGAUAUCCUGAGAGGUGAACUUGAUGUAUGUGGGAUAUUCUUCGACGGCAGACGAGUCGUUGUUCUCUCCAUCGAGGUCAAGAGUAUCAAGCAAACAGAUAACCAUCAAGUCCUGAGAGAUCGAGUAGGGGGAGCUGUUGGUCAGCUCAAGAAGUGUGAACAGUUUCUUCAACAGAUUAUAGGGGCUAUGUCCCUGACUGAUAUUUUCUUCUGCAGCUUCGUCGCUCUCCCAUAUGUGUCAAGGAGGGAUGUCGCUCUUUCCUUGAAAUGCGAUUGCCAUUUGAAUAUCCUCACAAAGGACGAUCUGGAGUCCCGAACUGCCUUCAGGGAAUUCCUAUGGAAUGAAGAACGUGGAAUCACUCUCACGCAGCAAGGGACAACAUAUAUAAAAGCCAAGCAAUGUUAUUUGGAUGUAAUGAGAACUUUCGUGGCAGCCUCGGUAACAGUAGAGGAAAUGCCAAGAACAAUAGAAGAGCUCCACGAGAACAUUGACAAAUGGAUGCAAAGAGCCUUGUUUUUCUUAACUCCUCAUCAAAAGCAAAUUUUGAAAGAGGACCGGUCUGUUCUUUUCCUGGUCGGGGGGCAAGGAACAGGGAAGACUUACUUGCUCCUAAAUAGAGCCAAGCAACUAGCAGAAAAAGGGGAGAAAGUCACAAUCGUGAAUAUGUCAGAGGGGAAGCUAACCACAAACAUGAAGAAGUGGUGCAAAGAGUCACAGGAUAUGAAGGACUUCAUCACGGUCAUGGAUUACAAGGAAUUCUUAGCGACACGUCAGAGUAGUAACACUGCAUCUGUUUUCUCGAAGAUAAAGCAGUUUUUUCUUCCCCGAGAUGAUGUCAGAGGCACUCUUCUCGAGAAGAUCAAUGCUCAAAUAGACAGUCAUGUCCUGAUUGAUGAAAUGCAAAUCAACUUCGGCAUGGUUGAUAGAGAUGUAUUGCAGCUUGAAGAAAAAUGGAUGGAAUUUAUGCGGGAAAAACAGUGCAGAAGCCUUUGGAUCGCAUGGCGUCCAAGUGACACCACUUACUCCGAGAUUCUUGAUAUCCACAGGAUCGUGAAUUUCUUGGGACGAGAAAAGGUGGAGAUGCUUAAGGAAAUGAAGCGAAGCACGAAGGAGCUGGGGGAGUUUGUGAUAGAAGUGACCCUAUUCAUUCAGAAGAGGUUCCCGUGCUUCACUGACCUCCCGAUGCAAGGCCUGGAUUAUGGACUCCAUGGCACGGAUGAUUCUAAUGAAGAAAAACCAUUACCCGGAGUUGUCUUCGUCCUAUCUCCUCCGACUGAAUAUGAGGUUUACCGAUGGGCAUCAGAGGCUAUCAUGGCGAUUCAAUCUAUAUCAAAGCAGUCAUCUUCCGGUGUUUCUCAGGAUCCUAUGGACGAAUCUUCCUAUGAGAAAAUUUCGUGGACCGAUUUCUUGGAAGAAAAUUAUUUCUCCUUACCUGAUUUCAAAUCCGAGGAAUGGAAGAUAGAGCUUAUUUUCGGACCGAAUCGUUCUGGCAAAACUGCAUUUCUUUUCGACAAGCUAAAGAAGAAGGCAGAAGAGGGAAACGAGGAAAUGCGGAAGUCUGGGGAGACUUCGUGCAGACGGGAAACGCUGGAAAAAUCAAAGAGAUAUGAAAAGUGGGGGCGCAAACAUAGGAUAAUGUUCGUAGACUGCAGCAGAUGGGCCAGGACUGACUAUCCUCCUAGCCUUUCUCUGGUGGACGUGAAAGAGAGGAUGAAGAGUACAGAAAUAUUGAACGUGGCAGGCAUCCUGACCCCCAUGACGCUGGACGAGGUCGUGGACGUCUGCGAUGUCUACGACCUCAUCCAGCUUCAUGUGCUCGGGACAAAUGUGUCUCUUUCACCCCAAGUCAUAAAAGAACUCAUGGUGAGAUUGCUAGAGAAUGACGACCGUGGACUCCACAUAGCCUUCGACGAUGUCCCCAUUCAUGGAUAUGUUGCGUCUGGAGACACGGAUAGUCUGAGAGUGGAAUGGGAGAAUAUUAUUUCUGCACUCUCGUCCCAUUCCCCUCUCGCUUCUCUCACCAUUGCCUUCCAUCCCUACAUCGACAGAAGGCACACCUUCAACGUGAAAGAGUUCAAGAAAGAAUUCCAACCCUCCUCACCAACAAAUGUGAGGAUUCUUCAGGGAUGCCAGGACGCGAACUUUCCGCUUUGCCGCCUCCUUCAUCGCGUCCUCUCCCACGAAUCGUCCGCAGAGCUUCAGGUAAAACCGGCAACCCUCAACACCCAGCCGCAGCCUUCUUCCCUCGUUUUCGGUGUUCGACCCACUCUUGUGACCCCUCCUAUCGGGUUGCACUACCACGGGAGAUGGAAGUGCAUCGGUGGUCAGGGUCGAGGAUGCGUCGCCAUCACUGCAGCUGCGUUCUUUCUCUCCCAGCCUCACGGAGACGUUGUGGUGCUAGUCUCGGACGAAGAGAUCCAGAAGAUCUUCGCUGAAGCUCUUGGAAUGAUGGACUCUGCGAGUGGCUCAACAUCCAGGGAAGCACCACAAAUUUUUCAAGUGAAGGAUUACCGAGGCUGUGAGUAUUCCCACGUAAUGUGCGUGGGAGUCGAGGACACAUGGAUGGUGGAGGGGAUCUCCCGAGCCAUCCAGACUCUCUACAUCGUCGACGGAGGAACUUCUGCUGCCGUACAGAGCCGGAUGGGCCUCUGGAUGGAGAUGGAACGAAGAGGCCUCCUCCUCCAUCGCCCCUUACAAUCUUCCAAUGCCCUUGAAUCCCUCUCUGACGAAAACUGGAAGUCAUUGAAUCGAAAAAGUCUCUUUCUAAAGAUACCUCAAGAUACGUGUAUGGAUGAAACUGGAAGAACAGAGAUUUCCUCUCUGAAAGGGGCAAUGAGAAUUUUUGCACUGGGGACAGGUGAAGACGGGCUACCAGGGAUGUGGGAAGUCUCGAAGGACAAGAACAACAGCACUCUCUGGGUCCACGAAGGGCAUUCCGCAGGGGAUGUGUUCCUUCCCCAGUACGACAUGCUUAUCCACGGGGCAGAGGGGGAAGUCCGGAUUCUUCAUCUGGAUGGAAAGGAUGCCCAUAAGGCUCCUUACAGUUGGGACCAAAAACUCACCAUACUCCCUCCUUUUAUCGUGGAUGGGACUAUGGGGGUGGGGACCUGGGACUCUCUCUUUCUCUUAGGAGGGGAGAAAUAUCCUUGCGAAGGACGCCGACUGGAUCUUGACAGUGGCACCUGGAUGGAUCUCCCGAAGUUGACUCAGGGGAGACAGGACGCAGCUUUGGUGAUGUUAGAUCACAACAACAUCCUUGUCUUGGGGGGGUGGGACCCCCAAAAAAAGAAACAGCUCUCCGGCUGCGAACGUUUGGACGUGAGAAUGAGGGGGUGGCUCCACUUUCCCCAAAACCUCCCCCUUCCCGUCGUUGGCCACGCAGCGACCCUCUACGAUGAUCAUGUAUACAUCUCGGGGGGAUUCAGAGAUGGGGAGUCUCGGGGGAAGGUGUGGAGGUGCAGGGUGAAUGGGGAAAGUCCCUGGGAUACACUUCUUCCCUCUUUACAAUUCAAGAGACAUAAUCAUGGGAUGGUGGAAGACGGCGCAGGGGGACUGGAAGUCAUUGGGGGGAAUUAUGAAAGGGCGGGAGGAAAGAGCAUGGGAGUCCUUUCCACGGAGAACCUGACUCUGGAUGAAGGAAGAGGAUGGGAGUCCAAACACAAGCUUCCCUUCAUUAAGCUGUGGAAGGCGAGCUCGAUGAAGUUCAUCAGUGGACGGGGAUCCCCUUCCCCUCAUUUCUGA
This is a messenger RNA of Darwinula stevensoni, 4302 nucleotides long. NCBI's taxonomy places the organism in Eukaryota, Metazoa, Arthropoda, Ostracoda, Podocopida, Darwinulidae. The record is from the annotation of a GenBank genome assembly.